AUCAUGUCAGAAGCAGCCGUGGACACCAGCUCCGAGAUCACCACCAAGAACUUAAAGGAGAAGAAGGAAGCUGUGGAGGAGGCAGAGAAUGGAAGAGACACACCUGCUAAUGGGAACGCUAAUGAGGAAAAUGGGGAACAGGAGGCCGACAAUGAGGUAGAUGAAGAGGAGGAAGAAGGUCAUGAUGAGGAAGAGGAUGGAGAUGAAGAUGAGGAGGCAGGGGCAGCUGAAGAUGAUGAGGAGGACGAUGUGGACUCCAAGAAGCAGAAGACUGAUGAGGAUGACUAGACAGCAAAAAAGGAAAAGUUAAACAUAACAAA
Messenger RNA from Lontra canadensis (Northern American river otter), 320 nucleotides. RefSeq names its product prothymosin alpha-like. Gene Ontology annotation, biological process: negative regulation of apoptotic process; positive regulation of transcription by RNA polymerase II. Gene Ontology annotation, molecular function: histone binding. Lineage: Eukaryota; Metazoa; Chordata; Mammalia; Carnivora; Mustelidae. The coding region runs from base 4 to 288 and encodes 94 amino acids. Gene Ontology annotation, cellular component: nucleus. The record is from RefSeq and is a predicted model, not a curated record. The transcript has a single exon.